AGUUGAAUUCGGUUUCGCCAAAUCCGCGUAGAGGCACCGCGUUGCGUCCGCACCAAUCAGUCGUGGUUGAAUACGCAGGAAGACAGCCGCCGUCGCAAGAGACGUGCCGUCCGGGUUUGAUAGAAAGCGACGCAGCUCUCUUGGUGGAUCCGCUUGCCCUCUUCCCAAAUGACAGCUCUUCCUCACGUCCCUCCUGGUGACCGCUACCUCACACGCCAACCCUGCGGUCCGCAGUGCUGCGGCGUUGCCUCCUCCUCCUCCUCCUCGAACGGGGUCGGGACGUCAUCCUCAGAGGAAGAAGUGGCAGAGUGGAUUGCGGUGCAGUCGUACAGCUACGUGUUUCGUGCCCCGGUGAAAGGGCGCUGGCUCGGUCGGGGGCUGCUCGACUUAUUUUUACACGAGUUCGCCUUCGUUCCUGGUGCGCCGGUGGAAGGCGACCCCUCCGCGGGGUCCUCCACGGCAGACGGGACAUGGAAGCGCUCCGCUGUGCUUCCCCUUCUUCUCCUUCUCGACUCCUCGUCGGUCGUCGGUCGAGGCAGUGGGGGAGGCGCGACGUUGGAUCGGCGCGUUACUCUGCCCGGGUACGUGGAGGAGCUGUGCGAUGGUGUUCUGUGGCUGCACGGACGAGAAGCGGAGUGCCGCGCGGCGGGCAGGCGCUACCGCGAUGCGUUGGUUCAACUCGCACACACACGCGGCGCCGAGCUCGCGGACUGUGCGGGGGCGGAUGAUGUUGCAGAUGGUCCUCAACGAAAUGAGUUGUCACCAUCCUCCGUAACGCCUCCUGUGACGACGAGCAGCACAGCCUCUGCCUGCCCCUCUCGCGCCGAAACCGCCGCCAAAGCAGAAGAGGAGUGGAGGGCAUGGUGCCGCACGGUGCGGUGGCUCACACGGCUGCCGGCGGAGACGGAUGUGGAGGCCUUCCUGCCCGAGCUGCACCGCCACUGCAGCCUCGGUGAAGCCGCGCCGUUCUCCGUUAUCACCGCUACAGCUGAGGAUUCUCCCUCCUCUUCGUCCUCCUGCUGUCCGCCGCCGCCGCUGGUGCUCCGUCAGCGCGACACGGUAUACCAUCGCGUGUGGCGCCGUGAGGGACGGAUGUUCGCCCAGCCUCCUCUGCAGCUCCUCCGCUGCGACCUUCGCAACGCCAUAGCGCGCUGUGGUGCCGCUGCUGAUGCUUCCUCCUCUCGCUCCUCCUUCAAUUCCGCUGGGCAGGCGCCUGCGUUGAUGGUGGUGAGUAAGCCGCCGGGGCUGCCGGUGCACCCCUCCGGGUGUUACCGCAAGAACAGCGUGACGAGCAUCCUCGAGGACGUGUUUGGCGGCUGCGAUGGCGGACUGAGGUACGACGCGGAGGAGCACUUCACCCAGGAAGGCCAGGCCGGCAGCGACGGGCUCUUCCGUCCUCAUGCGUCGAUCCGGCACCGACGCGAAGGGUUUGAGCUGAUACGUGUCUUCGUGCGCCUUCCAUCGGCGGCGUGCUCGGUCGACGGGGUGGCGCUGGAGGAUUGGUGGCUGUUGAAGGCGCUGCUGCACCGCGGCGGCGGCGGUGUGGGGGGUGGAGAUGAUACGGGAAAGGAGGGAACUUUAACGCCGCCGGUGGCUCCCUUCGAUGCAGCACCCACGUGGAAGCGCUCGCGAGCGGACGGAGAGGCGGGUCCAGCGCAGCCCAAAAGCACAGUUCCUUCCGCGGAAAAGAAUGGAGGCGGAGACGUCGGAGUGGCAGCCACGGCGCUGACUCCGGUCGCGUCUCUUCCUCAAAAUUACCCCCUCAAGGCGUUUGUGGUCCACCGACUCGACGCGGCGACGAGCGGUGUUCUCGUGUUCGGCCUCGACAGCGACGCGGCACGUCGCACGGCGGCGGCGAUCGCCAACAAAACGCACUCCCCCGGUGAGGCGGAUGGCGGUGACGACGGUGACGAUGGAGACGACGACGACGCCACUGCUGCGGAUUUCCUGCUGGACGGCAUCGGCCCUGCGCAGGCCGCACACGCCCUUGCCGCCCCCUCCCCCUCCUCCCCCUCCUCCUCUCAAAAGGUGUACGUCGCUCGCGUACACGGCCGUGUGGAUCUGGUCGCGCUUGCCCGCACACAGCACAACUGCGUACUGCGGCAGCGUUCAUCCACCCCUCAAUUCGAAGAAUCGCACACCGUCGGCAACACCGGCACAGAUGCGUCUUCUCGGCAAGAUGAAGCUGGCAAUGCCUCGGUGGAGGGCGAGGAGCUGGUGCUGCACCGGCCUAUUGGGUGUGUGGACCACCAUCACAGUCUCUACUGGUGUCCAGAUGCCGCCCUUACCGAGGUGUGGCGGCGACAGCGGCGUGAACGAAUCAAAAGAGAAGCGGCAGAAGAAAGACAGGCGACAGCGCACAGUGCGAAGCCGAGCAGCACGAAGGGAAAGUGGAAUCGCACCCCAGAGGCCAUCGCAGCAAAGCACGACAAGAUGCGCCAACUCACGCGCGGGACGGCCGGCCGCGACGCCCCUCUCACAUCACCGCCCAGCGAUGUAGCUGCGACCCGCGAGGAUGGAGCCCAUUCGAGCACGGCGCUGUUGAAGGGGACCGAUGAGGAAGCAGCCGCAGCGUUGCGGGUUCAGCAGUACAUGCAGACCCUCCGCCCCGCCACGACCCUCCUGCGCGUGGACCACUACGACGCCGUGACGGACGAGACGGUGGUGCGGUGCACCUUGGGGACGGGCCGCACACAUCAGCUACGGGUCCACCUCGCUUCGCUGGGGCAUCCGAUUGUGCGAGACAGCAAGUACGUCGCGAUGGAGGCCUUUCUGCGUGAAGUGGGCGCCUCCUACGUUGCAAAGGAGCAAGUGCAUGCCUCAAAGCAGGAAAGCGGGGGUGAAAGAGGCAGCGACGUUGUCGACACCUCUUCUCCUCCUCCUCCCGCUUCGCCGGCUGCCGAAGCUGAAGAGCAGUCGGGCGUUCAUGCGGUGCGCAAACAUUGGCAGGCGUCCGAUACGCCUCUCUCGCUCUUCUACGGCGCCCCUCGAGGGCACCACCGCGAGGACGACAGCGAUGGCGCCCAGCGGAGGCAGGAGACGGCAACCACGGAGAAAGACGCUAGGCGUGGCGCGGCGGUGGGCGCCGGGGCGCCUGCUUGGAAGACGGCCAUCUUUGCGGACUCUCGCACCGCCCGCGGCUGCGUGUGCCCGGAUGCGAUUGAUCUGCACGCCUGGCGCUACACCCUCACCUACGAAGGCAGCGCGGAGGUGGUGAAGGUGGAGGUGCCGCUGCCGUCGUGGGCCCACAAGUAA
Molecule: messenger RNA, 3255 nt
Organism: Leptomonas pyrrhocoris
Lineage: Eukaryota; Euglenozoa; Kinetoplastea; Trypanosomatida; Trypanosomatidae
Exons: 1
Coding region: 169-3255 (1028 amino acids)
Biological process (GO): pseudouridine synthesis
Molecular function (GO): pseudouridine synthase activity; RNA binding
Source: RefSeq, a predicted model, not a curated record